Molecule: messenger RNA, 11434 nt
Organism: Scylla paramamosain (green mud crab)
Lineage: Eukaryota; Metazoa; Arthropoda; Malacostraca; Decapoda; Portunidae
Product: threonine aspartase 1-like
Exons: 10
Coding region: 726-1937 (403 amino acids)
Biological process (GO): protein maturation
Cellular component (GO): cytoplasm
Molecular function (GO): beta-aspartyl-peptidase activity; threonine-type endopeptidase activity; asparaginase activity
Source: RefSeq, a predicted model, not a curated record
GGUAAAAUAAUGAACCCAAGUUUCCUGUGAGCCCACAGCUCAUUAGGUCUGCGGUCUGACAGCUGUCUGUGAGCUGUACUACAUUUUGAUGGAUAUUAAAUAUGUUAGUGGAAAUCAUGUAUCAUGUUUUGAUUCAACCGCAAACAAGUUCAAAGAUGAUAUUAAUCGCUGUGGAAUUAGUGGCAUGCGGCCAGUAUAUCGUUGCAAGACAUUUUAAGAGCUCAUAAUUUGCGUUUUUAUUACCUUCAUUGCAUACGACCUACGAUUUUUAUCAGUUGCAUGUACCAAUCGUGAGAGAAUCUUGUCGCGGCGAGGUGGUAGAGCGCGAGGGGCCGGCCAGGUGAUGGAUGCUGGUUAAUGCGAGCAAGUUUGGGAUCAAUGGUGGCAGUGCUAGCUAGGCCGGGCACUGCUCCGUAGGCCGCCCCUACGCUCCUCUCCUCCUCCACACACAUACACACAUACACACCAAAACCAAACGGAAGGCCGCCUAAAACCUCACGAAAUCGACCAAGUAGCGGGUAGCAUGUGGUGGUGUGGCUGGCGGGGGCAGUGAGGGCGGCGAGGCAGUGCACGCUCCACCACCACCAUGCUCUGAGACCCACGCUGCCGACCGUCUUCUGUUUACGAAGCGCGAUGUAAACAAAAAUCGCUGUGCGUCCUCCUCAUCUUUUCUCUUCCCAUCUUCAUCUACCUCAUGUUACAGCUCGCGGCGUAGUUGACCAGUCAUGUCUGGGGUGGUGGCGGUGCAUGUAGGAGCUGGAAGUCACUCCUCUUCCCUCAAAGGAGAAUAUAAAAAAUUAAUGAAGAAUGCAUGUAAUCAGGCUAUGGAAGUCCUGCGAGGGGGAGGGAAUGCAGUGGAUGCGGUGUGCACCGCUACACAGGUCUUGGAGGACUCACCGCGCACCAAUGCUGGGUUUGGAUCCUCCCUGACAGCUGAAGGCGGCGUGGAGUGUGAUGCCAGUGUGAUGGACGGACACACCCUGCGGCAUGGAGCGGUGGGGGCAGUGCCGGGUGUGAGGAAUCCAGUGUUGUUGGCGCGGCAGAUCCUGGAUGCCCAGUCUCAGCCUCUCCCUGGUGGUCUUGUCCCCCCAAGCUUCCUGGCGGGGCCUGGGGCACAGAUGUGGGCUGCCUCAAACAACGUGGAGACGUGUCAGCCCGAGGAGCUGGUGGCGGAUCGGUCUCGGCGCAUCCAUGAGGAGAGCAGAAGGAACAUACAGAGGCUAGAGGAGGGAGGAACCAAGAGGAGGAGAUAUGCACUGCCAGAAGAGGAAGAGGAAAUGCAGGGUGGUUUGUUGGACACAGUGGGAGCGGUGUGUGUGGACAGCUCGGGCUAUGUGGCGAGCGCGGUGUCCAGCGGAGGACUGCUGCUGAAGCACACGGGGCGAGUGGGUCAGGCGGCGGUGUAUGGUUGUGGCUGCUGGGCUGAGAACAACUGCGAUGGCAGUGGUGUCAGCAUAGGGGUAAGCACCACGGGCUGCGGGGAACACCUCAUCCGCACCAUGUUUGCACGCCUGUGUGCCCGCGCUGCCAUCUCACCAGAGCUGGGCAGCAACAUCACCCAUGCUGUCACUACCCAUUUCCUAGAGAGUGAUUUUUUGGAGGGCGUUCACCCCAGAAUGGCUGGAGCGCUGAUCCUGCGCUAUGACCCCCAGUCUGCCGUGAGUGACCUGUACUGGCUGCAUACCACCCGCACCAUGGGGGUGUGCUACAUGACCACCAAUGACCGCAAGCCACAGGCCCAGUUUUCAGAACUUGCAGAGGACAAGAUUGGCAUGUCAGUUAAUCUUCAGUGCAAGUCAUUUGGAGGACACUUGCCCAUUACCACCUCAGGGGAACUGCAGCCAGGGCCUUCCCACCGGGGUUUGUUGGUUCCAGGUGAGGAGGAAGAGGAGAGGGAGAAAAGUGAUUCCAGUGAUGAGGAAGAGGAGCCAGGAUAACAGAGUCUUUGUAAGGUGGGAGAAAGGAGUUCAGCUCAGAAACACACAGGAUCAAGGGGCCUCAUCCCAUUUGUCUACAAGGUAUUACCACAAUAUUGUUGUUUCAGGUCAGGAGGGUUGCUGUCCAUUCAUCUGUUAAUAUGGAGGUGUCAGUGACCCUGACUCAUGUUUAGGCUCGUUAUCAAAGACUUUCUUCCAUUUAACAUUCCCAUUGUCAUUGGAAAUAUGAUUGACCGCAGAAUUAUGGUUUGAUCUGAUCAGUUGUCACAUAAGAUAAGACAGACAGCUAAAGUGAUUAUGUAAUGUGUUUGCUUCUGAAAUUUAAGUUUUGUGUGUUCUUCCUGACUCUUGUACAAGGCCAUGUCUGUGGAGUGAACCUUCUGGCUCUUCAGGGUACAUAGUGCCACAGGGUUGGCAUCAAGGAACAUUAAUGUAUCUUAGGAUUAAGGCUCAUCACAACUGUCACUGCCAAAUGUGCACAGCCACUUACCAGUAUUUUCUCAGCAUUUCCAUAGCAACACUAAUUUUCUGGAGAGUGCAUUACUAGCCUGUGGUAGCUGAGGGCAGACUACCAGGCAGGCAACCAUGGGAUCACAGAGCUGCCCACUGAUACACCAUCAUGGUGUGGUGGGUGGUGGUCGACAUUUCCCAGGAAACAUGUCUUGGCUGAGUAGGACCUUAGGAGCCUUACUGUAGGAAGUCCAUCAGCACAAGGUCAUGUUGAAGGAUUGACUGCCAUUGUUGUGUCUCACUCAAGUACCACAGGCACCUCAACUGCCACACAGGAACCAAACACUACCUCAGUUGUGCCACCAACCAACAGUCCCUCGCUGCCCUUCCCUCACCCAGCCACACAUGCACACUAAGCAUCUGGUAAUGCUGGAGAUUUACCUGCAGCAUUGCUUGUAUAUACUUUGUACAGUCAGUCAGUCAGCUUGUACAGGCUAGUAUUAGCCUACAAGUUGUUGAAUAAGACUGUUUUAUGCAACACCCUAGGCAGCUAUUGAGGAGGGGUGAGUGGAGGUCACCGAGGGUCUGACCUGCUCAGGGUGGGCUAGCUACAGUGUAUGAUAUAACCUCUUGCUCAUGCUGCUUUGACUUGUGCUCUUAUUACUCCUAAGUGAAGACCUAUUUUCAAGGUCUUCAUCAUGCAGAGAUUUUGUCUAUACCUCUCAGAGUUCUCUUGAGAAAUAAUUUGUCUUGCAGACAAGAGACAAAGGCAACCAUUAUGGCAGCUGCCUCACCACAGGACUAUUAGUGUUCCUGGUGCCUGGUACUGCUACAUGUUAUUGCUUCCCAUUAGCAAUUAACUAAUAAUAGUCAUAGAUUUGUAUACAUUCCAUAGGUUGCUGAUGCAGACUCGUUACUUGGUAUUUUGUUGGUAUGUCAGUGUGCGUGGCCGUGCAUCAGCAGCCCCUCAGCAGCAUCCGUGUAUUGUUCCUCCUAGUCUUGCUCACCCUGAGUCCCACCAAGUGCCUGACAAACCACUUUACCUCAAAAAUUUCCAUAGUAACUCAUUCCAGUGGACCCAUAUCAGGAGUUUUGUUGUGCCCUUACCUUACCAAGGGUGGAGAGGAGAGGGGUCUUGCCACUUAGCUAUGUUAUGAGGCUACAUGUUCAGUGUUUUAAGUAGUGACAGACCCCUCCACCAAUCCACUCACCAUAGUCAGCCUCUGUCAGUUGUGGUUGGAAUUUUACAGUGCUUAUUCAGAGUACUUAAUUAUAUUUUGUAGGAAUGCUAACAGCCACUUCAUAACCGGCCAAGUGUUUCUGGUUGGAUGCACUUAUUCCAACCACUGUCUUUGCUCAUAGACAGGACCACAUGUACCUUGUUUGCCCUUCAACUUUUCUAUGUUCUCCUCCGUGGCUGUAGCUGUAAUAGUAGUUAGUGAUUGUAGACUUUCUGCUUAACUUUGUUAGUAAUAAGUUUAAAUUGGAUAAUUGGCCCUUAUUGUGUGUUUAAAUUUAGGUACAAAAGGUGUCUGAAAGUUCAAAGCCUGACAAAGUCUGUUGAGGACUGUGUUUGGGUGUGUUGACGCCUGCAGGGGGAGGUUCACUGCCAGCCUGCCUCUUUCAGUCUUAAGUUCAGAGGCAAUGUUUCCUUCUUGCUCACAGCUUUUGAGUACAUGAGUGCAGCAAAAGGCUACAUAGUUCAUGUAGUUAAUACUUGUGAUUUAAUGUCUCUUACUUAACUUAAUAGAAAGAUUUGUCAAAAAAGAGGCCUCAGGUAAAGUGGACCUCCCUUGUUUGUUUGUAAGUAGUAAUCAAAUAUGCCAUAUCACUCAGUAUUGCCAGCAGACCCCCAGCCUCUGCCUGCCAUGCCACUCAUCCAGGAGUAAAUCAGGCAGUCCCACAACAACUUCCCCCAAGAGGUGUUGGUUACCAUUCUUUUCUCUUUGACAACAAAAUUAGUUUUUUGUGUUUAUUGUACUGAGGUGUAUUUUGGAGCAGUAGUAUCAUUAUUAUGCAGCAAAUAAUUUAAGUUUUCCUUUGGAAGAUUAUGAUUACUUUUGCAAACAUAACUCAUAGUGACUAAGCAGUAAAGAGCAGCAGUUUUGUAGUUGUUACAGUAAUGAUUUCAGUGAGGUAGGGGUCUGCCCCAUGUUGAACAACUUACUCUUGUAAAUUUCCCCAUGUAACUCUUCUCUCACUGUAAGCAAUGCAUUAUUUUUUUGUACAGGGAAUCUGCAAAGUGUCAAUAAUGUUUGUGUGUACAUGAAGUAUUUCCAGUCAUCCUCUCAACAGAACCAACUGCUGCUAAGCAGAGCUUGUUCAUGUUGUAGAUCCAAGAAUUUUGAAUGGUAAUAUACAUGCUCUUUGUAGCCUAAGUAACAGAAGACUGGCUGCCUGCUGCUCUGGCUGGGGAUACACUGCUGCCGAGAAGAGUGUAAACUACUCAACUUUUGGAGUUCUAAAAAUGUUAUAGGAAGCUGUCAUCUUUUUUCAGAAUUCAUUGAUUUUUAAUAUCAUAUUUCCAUGCUUUGUGAACUUUGAUAGGUCAUACUCUGGCAAGUGAUGGUGCAUGGGCACAUCACUGAGACAGCAUUGUAACACACCAGGUGGGUCACGAUUGCCCAAACCUUGAGUAGUUUUAUCUUUCCGUGAGAGCAUAGUUAAUUCAUAUUUCAUAGAUUUAAGUAAGCUCAUUUGUUGGUCAAAUAAUACUUUAGUAUUGUACCUUUAAUUAUUUACUAGACUAUUUUCUAAAAAGUAACAUGUUAGUUACUGUAAAUACUAUUUAUUGCAACUUCAGCAACAUAAAGCAGCCAGCCAGUCUUGAAGGGACCAGCAAGACCAGUGAUGGACAGUGUUUGACAAGGUCGGUCAUGUGACUCACAGCCGAUGCUCAGAUCACCGCACCUUUGUUCCUGGCGGUCACUGUUGUAGGUCCAAUUCCGGUGAGGGCGAGUCAGGAUUGCUGGCCUUCUGGUCCCUUCUGUAGAGGCUUUGUGGACCCACAUUGCUCAACCAUUGACCAAAUGAUUCCAUGCCAUGUUGUUGAAUCCACCUACCUCAAUCAGUCAGCAAUAGUAAUAGACUAUACCAGCUUAGAGGCACAGUUUCAUAUUGGAGACAUAAUAAUGGUAGUUUUAGUGUCAUGUUCUGUUAUGUCCAUAUCAUGUCUAUAUGGUGUUACAUGAACCUUCUUUCUGAUCUGAGUCAGAUCUUUUCUUUUGUGAGGUCACCAUGCUUGUGAUUCUUUAAGACCAUAAGGUUUUGAAGUUCAGUCAUGUUUCAAGUUCAAACUAUAAUUUUAAUGUGACCGUGAGUUGUGUUUUGGGUGAGUGUCGUGAGAAUUGACAAGGGCUGGGGCAUUAGAACUGACUACAAGCUUUUGCAUUGUGGCUAAGUCUUAUUUUGUUGCUGUAGAUUCAGAGGGACCCCAUACCUGACUGGGUAACAUGUUGUAUUAUCUUACCCUACCUACACAUGUCAGUCUUGCAGAGCAGAGCAGUGCAGCUACACUUUACCAGACCAUGAUUAUUAACUUACAUGAUUUUGUAUAUUACGGGAAGAGAGUUAGUGUAGUUCAGGUUAGGAAACACAGAGAAAACAGUAACAUAAGCAUUAAAACAAUUUUUUUAUAUAAUUUAUUUAUACUGCCUUUAAUUUUGAAAUUUUGAAGAAUUAAUAUGUAGAUCUGAAGGCAUGUGGUAAUGAAUUUUUUUUUUAAAUGCAGUGAGUUGGAUAUUAUUAGUUUUCUUUUGGUAAAAGCCAAUAUAAAAUCAUGGUAAGAAUUGGAAAUAAUAAGCAGAGAAAAUACUGAGAGCCAGUUUGAUUCUACCAAGGUGAAUUGAGAAAGACGUGGACAACAGAGCAAUGAAGAGCCACAUACGAAUGUUGAUGAUGUAAUCAUAGUAACACCUCAUUACUCAUUGAUGGAGAUGGAACAAAUAUAUCACAUUUCAGUUCUCCAGCCUAAAGGUGGUGUCACACAGAGCAAAUUUCUCCCAAUACAUUGGCCAUUUUUGUUGGCUGUUGGGCAAAACAAGCUAAGUUUUGCUGGAGUGCGCAAGCUCAGCACAAAUUAAUUGAGCUAGUGAGGCAUCAUAUUAUACUAUAGGAUCACCACCACGAGUUAUUCAAGAAAACUGGCAAAGAAGAGCCAGUGGAGAGAAGACAGCCUCCAUGCUGACCAUGGACACACCCACUGCCUCUUCUGGCACUUCUGCACUUUCAUUAUGUGCAGUCCAGCAGCACAAUCUCUCAGUACCUCAGUAUCCUUGUGAUUCAUUCAUGUAGCUAAAGAGAUGCUGGCUUGGGGUUUGUAGGUGUUGGAACAACAAGGUGUUAACACAAUAGUCUAGCCCCUUUGUGAUGCUAAUCUUGUUGGGUUUGCAAUAUCACCAUUGAAAAAUGGCCAACAUGUUGGGAAUAAUUUGCCUGGUGUAACGCCGCCUAUGUUUCAUCAUUUGUGUUGGUCUGGUAAAGUGAUCACCUGUACUGCAGCUCUGUGGCUGACAUACCUUGCUUCAAUCUGCUGAUUCACCCUGACCUAUACUCCAAGUACAAACUGACUGACACACUGAACUGCAAAACAAGUACAGUAAACUCCCAUGUAGUCGGCAACCAUGGAGAUUUUGGUAUGCCUGAAAAUUGAACUUGCCUAUUGUUUAAAUAUUACUCAAUGCAUAAUUAAUCUAAAACAGUCACAUAAUUUAACCUUUCAACACCAGUAGCAAAUACUAUAUUUCCCAAGUAUUUGUGUGUUAGGCUGAAGUUUCCCUUGAUGAGAGACUAGCCAAGACAAGAUGUCAUGCAGUGUAGAAAUUGAAAAUACAGAGGAAAAGGAGAGAGAGAAAAGAAGAAAGAAAACUGUCACCAAACAUGUUCUCUUAAUGAAGCAUUAGUACACAUGGCUGUCUUUGUGAUGCCUCACUCCCUCUGGCAGCAUCCCCAAUUGUGUUGCUGUGUAUAAGUACAGCUAUUUUUCAGUUAAUACUAUAGACAUUUGUUGUGAAACUAAACUGGGAACAGUGGAUGCACUGGUGUUUGAUAUCUAUUGUAGUGUUGAAUGACUUACUAAUUAAUAUAUGGAAGUAUACUGUGUUGCUAAUCCUUGUGACUGCAUCCCCGGCAGUGUGUUGUGUGCACCAGCACUCUCACUUCAGCAUGCUGAUGCUCCACACUCACCCAUACUUGUGGUCUCGGACUACACUAGGCUAGAUCUUGUCAUCUAAGAGUUUUCAUAAUUGUAAUUUUGCAUUAGAGCUAUUUACUUGAAUAGCUUCACUUGCUGUUCUUUUACACUCAAAGCAGUUUAGUGACUUCCUUCCUUUUGUUUAUUUUAGUCAGUGGGAAGUAUUCUAACACUAGUCUUUGGAAAUUAAUUUUAGAUUAUUGUCUGCUUAUUUCAUUGUUGUGUAAACUUACUAUGAAAUAAUACUGAAGAUAACUUUACCUCAGUGGCAGCACUGUGUGCCACACUCCCGUGGUGGAGUGUGUGCCCAGCAGGGACUGCCGCACCUGCUGGCUCACUGCUCACACCUGCAGGCCAUGCUGGGUUACUUCCACAGUAACUUUCAUGCUUACUUGCUUGAGUGUCAUUCUUAUCUUGUUAUAAUGAACUUAGUUGCAAAACUGAUGCUUUCUGUGAAAGUAUCAUUUAUGUAAUUUCUGUUCAAAGUACAAGUUGUACUGUAUCAGCAGUUUGUGUCUAGCUGAGUACUUAAGUCAAACAAGAAAUUUGUGUUGCCGAGUGAAUUUAUUGAAAAUCUUUGUUGAUUAAAAUUAAGUUUAUCAAGUUUGUUAGUAAAUUUCCGUUGAAAAACUAUUGUAUUAAAUCAAAAGCAAGGCAAAAUAUGAGCAAGUUCAGUGCUUUGUCUAAAUAAAUUUUUAUAGAAUUGCUAAUGCUCACCCGAAAGGUAAUAAUGUCUGAGUGUAUUUUAAGAGUUACUGAUUCCUUUUUUAAUAGUAACAGUGGUCAAGUGUAUUUUUAUGUCGCAACUCCAGAAACUCCUCUAAGCUGGGUGCUGGUGAAUCUGCCCAGCAGAGUGAGGGAUUUGGCUUGCACAGGUACAAGUCAGGUACAACACCCCUUCAUUGUUGAUUUGUUACACACUUCUCACUUUUAUAACUUUGAUUGUUGUGAUUUUACAGUAUUAAUGUUUUCAGGUUGUUUAUAUUUUGUCAGUGAACCAUGAUGUAGAACUUUUAUGAGUAGUACUUUGAGCUGUGGGAACUGGACUGCAUAAACAUGGACAGAAAAAGUCUUCCUUAACAGUGAUUAAAAGAUAUAAAGUUCAAAUUUUCUCUAGUCAUAAAAAUACAUUCAGUUUAUUACUCCAAUCAAUGUAUUAGUAUUUUGCACCAGUGCUGAUGCAGACCUUUUGCUGGAAAAACAAGUAUUUUGUGUUGAUAUUCUGGUAUUAUGAGAAGUAAAGCUAAUCUCCUCUUUGUUUUUUGCCUAGUAAAUAAGAUCAUGAAAACAGAAGUUUUGUCCAUGUUUGUGCACCAGACCAGUUUGUACAGCAAUACACCUCUAUUUCAAAUUGCUACAUCCAGCACUGCAGCUAUUGUAGUACACUAUCAGGUUUGAUGCAUUUGCUAUUGCAGCAGUGCAUUAGAACAUCAAGUCAGGUAUCCUCAGUGAUGCUCAGGAAGGUUGCUUUUGAUGAACACUUCCAGUCCUUACAGUCAGUGAAUUGCAACAUGUGUUCAAACUAUCCAUAACCAUAACUCACAGAUGUUUUUAGUGUUCACAUUUUGAAACUUGAAUAAUCAUGAAAGGUUAGAAUCACUCCCCUGAUGCAAUGUGAGUACCAUAAGACAUUGUUCAGCAUUGGACUGAAUUGAAGAGAUAUUGCUGGUUAAAAGUGAAACCCACUGAAUAACAAGACACUACCAGUAUUGCACAUAAUUUAAAGUGUACUGGAACUGCAGCAGUUAUAAUUCAGAGUAUAGGCCAACAGACUUCUUUGGGUGACUCCCAACUCAUGCUGAAAUCACACUUGCAGCUCAUUUAAUUCAUUGCAUAGACCACAAAUUGGAAAGGCAGAGGAUACGAUUCAUGUGUACCUCAGCAGGGUGUGGAAUUUGCUACUUGAGACCAGUAGUGAGUGGCAUAAGCGACCACACUUACUCAUCCUACAGUAAGGAUGCUGGACAUUGUCCAAUGUACUCAGUUACUUUACAUUAACACUCAAAUUCCUACACAUCAGGCCUAAACUGUAGUUCUGUAAAUGUUUAGAAAAGGUAUUGCAUACUAGUUCCCUGCAAAAUAGCCCAUGUUACACAGUACAUAUAGUUUAAUCUCAGUGGAAUGAUAGAUACUGUAAUUUCAUUGUUGUUGUUUAUCCGCUGUUUUUGAAGCACCAAGUCCCUCACUCAGCCAGACCACCCACCGGCUAGUUUGACAAUCCAUGUCCCACCACCACCUGGCAGAUGAUACAACCACAGGGAAGGGAGCAGUGCACCACCUCAGUAUGCAAGUUUUUAUGCCCUAUUUUCAUAGCUUAACGUAUCAUGUUUAGUGAUUUUUUAAAAAUCACUACGUAGUUGGUAACAUUACUCUGAGUAGCAUGGAACUUGUGUGAUGUUGUCUCCCUCACCCCUGGUGGUCAUCUCCAUCAUGUCCAUAGACCAAAGUUGUUUACACUUGUACAGUCAGUUUGCAUUGCCAAGUUUUCUUUCCUUUGUUCUUCGGAUGUCAUGUUUGGCUGUAUUUUUAAUGUCUCAAAAAAUUGUGUACAGUAAUUCAAUGGAUGUAUGUCACAAACAAAUGAUGCAUAAUUAGGUUUAGUGGUAAAACAAGGACUUCUAUGAUAAAUGUGUUCAGGUUUGCAAUAAAAUUGAUGUAAAUGAUAACAUUAAAUAUUUCAGCAUUACAGAAAACAAAAUAUUGCAUUUCGUGAAUAGUUAGCACGUUUUACCUUUGUUUUAGACCUUCGUAAGUGUUGGCACCACUGCCCACCAAUGGCCAGUGGUGCCAAGCAGUAGUUGUCUUCUGUAGACAUGGUAGAAGUCUCUGUAGAUGUCUCAUUCUUUUUGUAAUUUCAUUAUUUUGGUAUUGUGAAUUUUUCUAUUUUGCAUUUGCUCUUAAUAAAAACAAUGGUUGACCAUAUGUUCAUGUGCAAUCCUGGAUGCUGUUUUUGUGUUGCAAAAUUCACUUGUAAAUGAGGGGAUGAGGGAACUUGUAGUUGGUGGAGCAUUAUGAAAGGGAUGAACAGAAGAUACCAUUCAUGACUGAUGUUCUCAAGGGAGAUGAAAUACAAGAGUCAUAAAGGUAAUAGUUAAAGGUAUGCUUGAUUUACAUCAUGCUGAUUGUGUUGCGGUCAGAAAACUAUCACAUUUCUCAUUUCCUUAUCUUUUUAAAUGGUGUAAAAUCCUUCUCUGCCACUAAGUAUCCCAAAUCUCUUUGGAACAUAUCUUUUGCAACUCAUAUCAAGGGAACCCUGAGGAAGUUGUACCAAGUCCCAUCAUGACCAUAGCUGUCAGUCAACAUAGGCUGUCAGUCACCACAGGAUAUUAAGAGAAUGAAAGAUUAUACAGUAUUCAGCAUAUAUUCACAGAUACUUCAAUAAGAACAAUUCUAAAGAUGGUAAUAAUACUUACUCUUAUGUAAAUAAAUAUAAAACUGAACUAUGAAGAACAUCAAAAAUUCACAUGAAUGCAAAGAUGCAAACUUAUGUUUUAAUUUCUUCAGAACCUAUAACAGACCAUUUUUGUAUAUAUUUUUGUAAAAUCAAGUAGCUUCUAAAAAGCUGUUAUAGAGUAAUUAGUACAACUGAUGAUGUUUUAACAAUUCCUCUUAAGACAAAAUACUUUUGGUGUCACAGCAAAGCUUUGUACUGACACCAACAUCUUGCAAUCCAAGCUGCUGUCAAACUUUAGGGAAACUUUCACUUGUUUUAAACUGUCACUUGCUUCAGAACAGUAGUGGAAGAAAAUUGCAUCACUUUUGUAGGAGAGAGAGAGAGAGAGAGAGAGAGAGAGAGAGAGAGAGAGAGAGAGAGAGAGAGAGAGAGAGAGAGAGAGAGAGAGAGAGAGAGAGAGAC